UCAUCUAAUAAUAAAAAAAAAACAAACUAUUAACUGUAAUAUAACAGAGUAAUAGAACCAAAAAUACGCAUAUUUGAUUGUAUAGGAACAAUUUAAUAAGAAUUGACAAAUUUCAGAUCUCUGAUAAACUUAAAUGCGAUAAUUAUUCUAGUUUCUACUCAGGGUACAGAGUACACAGUGGGUAGGUACUUCUGUCAGUAUGCUAGUAAGACCGUGAUUCGUGAUAAGAAAUUAAAUGAAGGUCAGUAACGUCAAAAACGGGUUCGGUGCUCGUGCAACGAAUUUUGCGCUUUCUCACCUAAAUGUCGGGAACUACGAGUAACUGAUAAAUAAAAAUGGAUAGAAUCUUGAGAGGUAUUAUGAGAUAUCGUGUUUUGGAUCGAGCUAGUAUGGUUAAACAAUUCGAACAAGUUAAAGACAACCCAGUGCCAAAAGCAAUAUUUUAUACAUGUAUGGACAGCAGAAUGAUACCUACGAGAUUCACAGAGACGUCUGUUGGUGACAUGUUUGUCGUUAGAAAUGCUGGAAACCUCAUUCCACAUUCUGAAGCCUUUAUUGACGAGAUGACAAGUUGUGAACCAGCUGGUCUUGAACUCAGCUGCAUUAUAAAUAAUGUAAGACAUGUUAUUGUCUGUGGACAUAGUGACUGUAAAGCUAUGAAUCUCUUGUAUGAUUUAAGGAGCAAAAAAGAAUCUAGUGUCGAACAACGAAGGAUUUCGCCUUUGAAAUCUUGGUUGUGUAUGCACGCACAGUCGAGUUUGAAAAAAUUCUUAGAAAUGAAGGGAGAUUUUACUAAACCCAUGCUAUUCUCUGCCGAGACUCCACAAAGGAAAUUUGUAGCCUAUAUUGAUCCGGAAAAUAAUUUUUGUAUUGAAGAUAAACUUUCACAACUGUAUUUAACAGGUAAACACACUGCAACAGGUACAAAAUGUGGCGUCAUACGGUAUGUUAAAAAAACGAUUAGAGAAACACGAUCUGCAUAUCCAUGCUCUGUGGUUUGAUAUAUACACCGGUGAUAUUUAUUACUUCAGUCGUCGGGCAAAAAGAUUUGUUAUAAUAGAUGAAUCCACAUAUGAAUCUAUUUUGGCUGAAGUUCGAAGAUAUUAUUCAUAGAUUCCGUAGAUUCCAAUAUUUCCUACUUCAAAACUAAGUAGUACUUAACCAAAUUAAAGCUAUGUACCUAUUUUAUGAACUAUACCAGGUAACGUGGAUCCAGAAACGCCAAUAUUAAUUUGUCAUACUCAUAUUAAACUUUUUAAGUUUUUUUAGUAAUAUAAUAUUAUCUAUAUCUAUUGUAAAUAAAUUCGUUUACAACUUAUACUAAAUGUUUGGAACGAUUUUUGGAUACCCGUUGUUUUAGCCCUUUUUUGUGGGCAGUAUCCGCAUGUUAAUUAAGAGUAUACAAAUACAUUUAUAAGAUGAUUUCGGUUUUCUAAAUUAGUUUAUAAUUUUGGAGUGUUUGUAAUUAAGUAAAAAGGGAACAAUUGUUUUUUUAAUACACAUAAGAAUCGCAAAUAAUUUG
Molecule: messenger RNA, 1522 nt
Organism: Pieris napi
Lineage: Eukaryota; Metazoa; Arthropoda; Insecta; Lepidoptera; Pieridae
Gene: CAHbeta
Product: beta carbonic anhydrase 1
Exons: 5
Coding region: 336-1001 (221 amino acids)
Molecular function (GO): zinc ion binding; carbonate dehydratase activity
Source: RefSeq, a predicted model, not a curated record